AUGGACGCUAACCGCCCGGGCGCGUUCGUGCUGAGCAGCGCGCCCCUGGCCGCGCUGCACAACAUGGCCGAGAUGAAGACGUCGCUGUUCCCGUAUGCGCUGCAGGGCCCGGCCGGCUUCAAGGCGCCCGCGCUGGGCGGCCUGGGCGCGCAGCUGCCGCUCGGCACCCCUCACGGCAUCAGCGACAUCCUGGGGCGGCCGGUGGGCGCGGCGGGCGGCGGCCUCCUGGGCGGCCUGCCCCGUCUCAACGGGCUCGCGUCGUCGGCCGGCGUCUACUUCGGGCCCGCGGCCGUGGCGCGCGGCUACCCCAAGCCGCUGGCCGAGCUGCCCGGGCGCCCGCCCAUCUUCUGGCCCGGCGUGGUGCAGGGCUCGCCCUGGAGGGACCCGCGCCUGGCCGGCCCGGCCCAGGCCGGCGGGGUCCUGGACAAGGACGGCAAGAAGAAGCACUCGCGGCCGACCUUCUCGGGCCAGCAGAUCUUCGCGCUGGAGAAGACCUUCGAGCAGACCAAGUACCUGGCGGGCCCGGAGCGCGCGCGCCUCGCCUACUCCCUGGGCAUGACCGAGAGCCAGGUCAAGGUGUGGUUCCAGAACCGCCGAACCAAGUGGCGCAAGCGGCACGCGGCGGAGAUGGCGUCGGCCAAGAAGAAGCAGGACUCGGACGCCGAGAAGCUGAAGGUGGGCGGCUCAGACGCGGAGGACGACGACGAGUACAACCGGCCCCUGGACCCCAACUCGGACGACGAGAAGAUCACGCGGCUGCUCAAGAAGCACAAACCCGCGAACUUGGCGCUGGUCAGCCCGUGCGGCGGCGGCGCGGGGGACGCCUUGUGA
Prionailurus viverrinus (fishing cat) is the source of this 831-nucleotide messenger RNA. RefSeq names its product NK6 homeobox 2 (gene NKX6-2). The record is from RefSeq and is a predicted model, not a curated record. Bases 1 to 831 code for a protein of 276 amino acids. NCBI's taxonomy places the organism in Eukaryota, Metazoa, Chordata, Mammalia, Carnivora, Felidae. The transcript has 3 exons. Gene Ontology annotation, biological process: regulation of transcription by RNA polymerase II; cell differentiation. Gene Ontology annotation, molecular function: RNA polymerase II cis-regulatory region sequence-specific DNA binding; DNA-binding transcription factor activity, RNA polymerase II-specific. Gene Ontology annotation, cellular component: nucleus.